AUGGACGGCGAAGGAGGAGGCGCUGCAGCGGUGCACCACCACACGCGCUCACCCGAGGACGUCUUCCGCGAUUUCCGCGCGCGCCGCGCCGGCAUCGUCAAGGCGCUCACCACGGAUGUGGAGAAGUUCUAUCAGCAGUGCGAUCCAGAGAAAGAGAACUUGUGCCUUUAUGGUUUGCCAAAUGAGACUUGGGAGGUCACUCUUCCAGCUGAGGAAGUACCUCCUGAGCUUCCCGAACCAGCACUGGGGAUAAACUUUGCCCGUGAUGGAAUGAUCGAAAAAGACUGGUUGUCUCUAGUUGCAGUUCAUAGUGAUGCAUGGCUCCUGUCUGUUGCAUUCUACUUUGGAGCUCGCUUUGGAUUUGAUAAAGAUGCCAGGAGAAGGCUCUUCACCAUGAUUAAUAACCUGCCCACUGUUUAUGAAGUUGUGAGGGGGGUUGCUAAGAAGCAAUCAAAAGCCCCCAAUGGCAGCAGCAAAAGCAGCAAAUCUAACUCAAAACCAUCAAAACAGACCAAUUCUAACAGUAAGCCUGUGAAGCCAGCUCACCCAAAAGAAGAGGAGGACAGCGGCCGUGAGGACGCAGAGGAGGAGGACCAGGCGUACCUGUGUGGGUCCUGUGGGGAGAGCUAUGCGAACGGGGAGUUCUGGAUCUGCUGCGAUGUCUGCGAGAAGUGGUUCCAUGGAAAGUGUGUCCGCAUCACCCCUGCGAAGGCGGAGCACAUCAAGCAGUACAAGUGUCCCAGCUGCAGCACCAAGCGGAGCCGGGAAUGA
Messenger RNA from Miscanthus lutarioriparius, 771 nucleotides. NCBI's taxonomy places the organism in Eukaryota, Viridiplantae, Streptophyta, Magnoliopsida, Poales, Poaceae. The record is from the annotation of a GenBank genome assembly.